Messenger RNA from Diachasma alloeum, 623 nucleotides. RefSeq lists its product as uncharacterized. NCBI's taxonomy places the organism in Eukaryota, Metazoa, Arthropoda, Insecta, Hymenoptera, Braconidae. The record is from RefSeq and is a predicted model, not a curated record. The coding region runs from base 106 to 591 and encodes 161 amino acids. The transcript has 2 exons.
ACCUGAUGGGGAACUCUGCAGGAUUUAAAAAGCGAAGAACAGCUGAAGGGACAGUAGGAGAAUGGGCCCUACAGUUCUACUACAAAUGGUUAUUGUACUUUCAAAAUGAAUUAUUCGUAUCAGUUUCGAGGAAUUUUCAGUUUUGCUAUCAAUAUAAAAGAAAAGCAGCGAAAACUAUCGACAUUCUGUCCUGACAAUCCAUCAUUGAGGCGCUUUGGAUUCAAGCGCUUGCAGGAUACGCUAAAGUAUUAUCCAAAACUCUGGAAUGUGAAAUGUCCUUGUGGAGCAGUCAGGCGUGAGGAAAAUGUUUCUAAUUGUCAUGUAUAUCUGGAGCUAGAUUGCAGAGAGAGAGCAACCGAUCCUGGUCGUACUUGCAAGCUCUACGAUCUGCCUACAUCUUUGAACUUGAGCAGAGAAUACAGAUUAGCUGGAGUCGUCUCAUACGAUGGGACCUAUGAUCAUUUCGUGGCCUAUUGUUGCCGUUGUACUGGAACGUGGGAGUACCAUGAUGAACUACUCAGUAAAGUAAAACCUGUGAAAGGAAAUCCGGUGAUACAACCUGAAUGUGCCUUAUAUCUGAUUAAUCAGUGAGCAGGAACGUUCACUACGCUCAACAUUUCAGU